This is a messenger RNA of Drosophila innubila, 592 nucleotides long. RefSeq lists its product as uncharacterized. The record is from RefSeq and is a predicted model, not a curated record. The transcript has a single exon. NCBI's taxonomy places the organism in Eukaryota, Metazoa, Arthropoda, Insecta, Diptera, Drosophilidae. Bases 6 to 485 code for a protein of 159 amino acids.
AACACAUGUACAGUAUUCACAAUAUUCAUUCAUGUAAAGAGUUGAGCAACUGUUUCAGCAUGUUCCGAUUGCGAGUUCGCGACAUUGCCCAUCCUGGAAUCAGGCAGUUCAUCCUACGCACCGCAGUCCUUAACUAUUUGGGCAAGUGCCUGCAAUUACAGUGGGACGAUUGGCAGAAUCAGCGGAUGCAUUUGCGAACGCUGCAACAUGAGGGCGCCAAGAUCUCAGAUGAGACUGAGCCUACAGAUGCCGUUCAUGUGAAUGCAGCGACAGAAGCGGCCCGGUUAGCUCUCACCGUGGCAAUUGAGGAGCUGCGAGGGAAGGUGCAAUCUACACACAAGCUACUGCAGCGCGAGUACAAUGAACUGUUCACAUAUAUGAUGGACAAGCGAGAUCUGUGGGAUAGCCCGGAGUACUUUAAGGCUAAGACGGCACUGGGGGCGGCCAAUCACCAUCUGAGAAUGUACAUGACCGCAGAGAAGUGAACAAAGAGCAGUUGUCAACAAAUUAACCAUUCCAUUUCCGUUCUACUCGUAUAAACAAAUUCUUGGCCCUCGACUUAGCAAAGUAACAUAAAUAUUUGCAUAAAUUA